UUGGUUUGGCAGGGAUCGCUAUUCCUGAUCAAAUCAAUGAUCCCCUCUAUCUUCAGAAUCUGACUGUUAAUGUUCAGAAUGCAAAAUGACAGUGUAGUGGUAAAGAACAAAAUCCUGCCAGUAGUGGCAGUGUCUCUGAACAUGGAGAAUAUACCGCCUGACCGCCAUGACAGUGCUGAUGAUAUUUAUCUCAAUGUACAGGAGCAUCACAACGGCAGCAAGUGGAGCAGACUUAUCAAUCAAUAUUCAAUGGGACACGAUUUAACUUCGUCUACUGGUUCAGUAUUUGGAGGGGAUGUUUCAAAUUCAAUAGACUCAGGAAGUCGACUUAUCGAUAGCAACGAGCGCGAACGGACAUCACUACACGCAAACCCUGAGAUGAUAUUCUCUUUCGGUCUCAGGGGAGUGUCACCUACCACCCAGGAGAUUUUCAAGAGGAUAGAGGCGAAUGAGUAUAAUGAGUUGGAUAAGAUUCUGUCUGAAAGAGGAACCAAAGUAACCAUCGUUCCUAAAAUAGGUUGCCCUCAGCAGCACGAUUUCAUUUCACAGAACAUAGCCAACACUGAAAACGAGGAGGGAGACUCGCCCCUUCACGCAGCAGCUAAAGUUGGUGUCACUAUGGUGGAUAAAGUUUUAGAAUAUGGAGGCAAUCCAAAUGCUAAAAACAGAGAAGGGGACACUCCUCUCAGCAUCGCAGCGGUGAGAAGGGACAGACUCUCCAUAGACACUCUCAUCCACGCUGGAGCCAGUCUUAAUGCCGCUGUUAUCAAACUAACCUCUUAUCUCCGGGAUCACACUGAUACAGACCUGCCUGGCUUUGAGUCUGGGUUCAGCGUGAAACCUUUGACAUUCCUUCUCUCCAACGAUGUUUACUUGAAGUGCAGGGACCCCUUCAGGACGGCAUUUGAUGUGAGCAAGAGUAUAGAGGCCAUAGUAAACAUCAGGGAUGAGUUCAGAAUGGAGUUUGAGUUGUUGAUUCGGGACGCUGAUGUGUUCGCCUACAAAAUGUUGGACUAUUGUGAGAAAAUGAGUGAGGCCAAAACUGUGUUAUCUCAGGCACAUGGACUACUCAGUAAGGCAAUAAAUGAGGGAAAGAAACGGUUUGUCGGUCAUCCUUUCAGUCAACAGAUUAUUUUAGAAGAAUGGUACGACAAAACAAUUUCCAGCAAAACUGUAUUUAGUCACAUAGGAAUAGUAGUCAAGUAUGCAAUGAGCCCAAUUCUCUUGCCACUGUAUUUUCUGAAACUUGUGUUUUUCGAACAACCAGCACAUGUGCCAUUAAGGAACUCCAGUGCCGCAGACCACAUGAGUUUCCUCUUCAUUCCCUACAUUUGCUUCGUAACUGAUAUAUUUAACUACCUCAUCCUCCUGGGACUGCUCAUACUAACCUGCAUUAGCACCAAAAAAUCGGAGGUCCCUAACAAUAUUGAAAUAGCGCUGUGGUGUUGCACCGUAUCUAGGCUCUUCAUAGAAUGUGACCAGAUGUGCCAACAAGGGAUCAGGUGCUACUUAAAGAACAUGUGGAACAUUCUAGAACUCUGUUCAUGUUGUUUGAUUACCAUGGCUGCAGUUUACAGGAUCGUUGUGUUCCUUAAAUUCGAUAACCCUGAAGGUAGCUUGACUAAACUUGAACCUCUGCACAAAGAUAUCUUAAACAUCACCUACAUAUACGCAAUCACUGAGUUUCUCAUGAUCCUCCGGUGGUUAAACUUCCUUGAGUUCUUCCCUGGUCUGGGUCCACUCCUCAUUGCACUGAGGACCUUGCUGGCAGAUGUGUUUAAGUUUGUGCUGAUUGUGUUGUUUACGUGUGUGGUGGGGACAACUAUAGCUGUUUACUCUGUUGUCAGCACUGUCAAAUCACAGAACGAAAUAAAAUCGUCCCAUGAGGAGUGGAAAUCAGAUUCAGACGUCAAAUUGAAAAACACUCCCAAGUUCUUCACCGAUUUUGGGACAUGCUUCAUAAAUGUCAUUUGGUCAACAUUUGGUCUUUACAGAGACGUUGAGAUAGAAAACGACAGCACCUCAACCUACGUGGUGUACAUUAUUCUCCUCCUGUAUAUCAUCUUAGCAGUUGUUCUAAUGCUGAACAUUUUGAUAGCUCUUCUUAACAGCACCUUCGAGAGAAUUCAGGGAAACUGUGACAUCGAGUGGAAAUACGCCAGAAGUCUGCUUCUCAAGGAAUACAGAAACGGACAACCAUUCAUAUUCCCUUUCCAUCUCUUCCUGAUACCCAUAACGAUCCCGUACCGUUCAAAGAUGGUCAACAGACGACACCAAUUGAAACGACAAACGACCAGAGAAAAUCUGUGGCGGUUAACAGAACGGGACAAGCUGCUGUCCAAGCUGUGUGACCGUUAUAGGAGAUCACUGGCCGCCUCUGAUACAGAGAGGUGCAGCACUUUCAGCGGUUUUAACGAUCAGAAAAUGGGAACUUUCGCAGAGACUGUCGCAGUUCAGAGACAUAAUUCAUCCAUGAGGAUGGCCAGAAGAGCUGCUUUAGGCAGAAAUCAGAGAGGAGCAUCCAGACUUUAGUGAAUGUAGUAAUGCUAUCAGGUGACUAAUCCAUGCGGAAUGAAUCUAUAUUGUUUUACUUUUAGUGAUAGUUUUACGGAUUUAGUCCGCUUACCGUAAAAAUCAAAUUUUGUAUUUUAUACUUAAACAAAAAGUCAUUAGAACAUUGUUAUCACUGAGUUUAUUCAGAAAAAAGAUCAGGAAUUUUCUUGAAAGAAUCAUCAAAUUUUAACGAGACUCAAUAGACGAUAACACGACUUAAUCGGAAAUAUAAAUUAUAAUUGGUAUCCUUUUACAUGGAAAUUCUGCCUGUACUAUUCUUUUCAUGAUUUCCAUAUUAUAUAUUUAACCAUUUGAUAAUGUUGUCAGUUACCUGUUUGCCAUCAAAUAACAUAAACAAUUGAAAUGUAUCUCUCCUUGCGCCCACAUUGUGACUUAUAGCUUGGAUCACUGAUAAUGCUGCCGAACAAAAAGUCAAUUUAAAUUGGAUAUUUUCAUUGUUUUAAAAGUCUUGGGUUUUCAAUCUCAAAUCUGCUUCAAUUGUAAAUGUUCUUUUUGUUCUUCCGGAGAACAAAAAGUCAAAUUAUAUUGGAUAUUUUCAUUGUUUAAAAGGUCUUGGGUUUUGAAUCUACUUCAAUUUAAAAUGUUUGUCUUAAUCAAAAGGAAUUUUUGAUUUCGUCUCCUAAGAAAAUGGCUUCAUAACUUUUAGUUUUAUUAUUAUUAGGAAUGCUAUAAGUAUAGUGAACAGUGAACACUAUCCAUGCAGUGACUGAACCGAAUGUUCACCUUAGCUGACUGGUUAAAAAUCGCCGCUAGUUGCAAAUAUAGUCGAGUCAGGCGUCAUCUACAUGUUACGUUUAAUUGAAAAUAAGUAUUUCAACUUUCAGUUGCAGUAGUACUACUACUA
Messenger RNA from Bolinopsis microptera, 3418 nucleotides. Its product is annotated as short transient receptor potential channel 4-like. Lineage: Eukaryota; Metazoa; Ctenophora; Tentaculata; Lobata; Bolinopsidae. The transcript is spliced from 4 exons. The coding region runs from base 70 to 2532 and encodes 820 amino acids. Gene Ontology annotation, cellular component: plasma membrane; cation channel complex. Gene Ontology annotation, molecular function: protein binding; store-operated calcium channel activity; inositol 1,4,5 trisphosphate binding. The record is from RefSeq and is a predicted model, not a curated record. Gene Ontology annotation, biological process: calcium ion transmembrane transport; regulation of cytosolic calcium ion concentration.